GGCAGGGUUAGUUGGGUUGGCUCAAUGUCACACACAGAUGUGACUCUUUACCCUGCAAACUUACACCGUGACGGCUGAGGAGGAGGAAAGGAAAAGCAAAAAAAAAAAAAAAAAAAUUCUUCCAAACCCACAUUCACACACAGACACAGGAGCUGAGGAGAAGCCACAGACGGCACAACUAGUCUUGGGGCAAAACUUCUAGAGUAGCCAAGUUUUCAGCUCUAACAUUUUCUUUCUUUGCACCGCUUUCCCUCCCACCUCCUUGUGUAGGGAGCAGUGUCUGGACUAGCUGUGCUGAUAAGGAAGACACAACUGCAAGGGCAGGCUCAGCAAAAGUAUCUGUCUGUCUGUCUGUGUAGCCUAGAGACAGACUGAAAACUUCAGGAUUUUACUUCUCUCUGUGGCCCCUUCACCACUCCCCCCCCCUUCUUUUCAAUCCUAAACUGAAAUAACCAAAACUAUUCAAAAAAACUUCUCAAAUCUCUCCGAACGCUUCCACUGAAUCAGAAAAGCAGAUCCUAUCUGAGUGUCACAUAGCACAAACUUUUUUUUUUUUUCCAGUGUAAUGUCAUGAAAGUAUGUAACAUCCAGCACAGCUCCUUCAGAUCUUUUUUUGAAGUCACUCUAGGUAGAGUAAAUACACAUUGAGUGAGAGGGGAUCGCAGUGCUUCCCUCCCAUCCUCAACUUCAUACUCCCCUCUCUCCCUCUCCCUCACUCUUCAGCCCUGAUGCAGUUGGAUGUCUUCAGCCUUUCUUGAACUUUUUAUUUUUUUGGCAGGCGGGAGAACCCUGCCUUCAUGACCAAUAUUCUUGGCGUAAAGAUAUCUGUUAAAUGAAAAAGAAUACCUGAAGAUUAGUGACAAGUUUUGCCUGGGAAAGAAAAAAAAAUAAAAAAAAAAGGAAGGAAGGACCUGAAAGUUUACUGACAGGAGAAAAAGUUGGGAUAGACACUGACAAACCCUUCUUGCUUCAGCUACUGGGGAGAAAGCAAACACAGGAGUUCUGUGGAAUUAACAAGGAGCAUGCAGUCAUGGAUUGCAAUGGGGAAUGCACCCCAACAAUGAGCCGCAAUACCAUCAGCAGCAGUGAUCCAUCUAGUGCACUUGAAGCUCACAGUUUACCAGCUGCCACUUCUUCCUGGGAAUUAAAAUGGCCACCCAAUAAAAUGGCAGAUGACAUUGCAUCUUCAUACUGGCCUGGGCCAUGGCAGUCUGAGCAGAAAGGAAAUUCUGGAAAAAAUUCAGAAGACGCAGAAGUGGAUGUGAGAGAAAGAGACAUACUGAGAGACAGACAACGAGACAGGAGGGCGAGAGACCGGGCAUUCAGAGACUCUUGUCCUGACAACUCCAUGCAGUUCGGAAGGAGGACGCCGACAAGCGAGCCUGGGUACAUGGGGGCAUGGCAAAACUGUGACGCCAAUCUUCUUUUCAGAAUGUCCCAACAGGCCAUCCGAUGUACACUUGUAAAUUGCACAUGCGAAUGUUUCCAGCCUGGGAAGAUUAAUCUGAGAACCUGUGACCAAUGUAAACAUGGCUGGGUGGCACAUGAUAUAGAAGCUUUGGACAAGCUCAGCACUCAGCACCUGUACCACCCAACACAAGUGGAAAUUGUACAAUCUAACGUAGUGUUUGACAUCAGCAGUCUUAUGCUCUAUGGUACACAGGCUGUACCUGUGCGGCUCAAGAUCCUGCUUGACCGGCUCUUCAGUGUCCUCAAACAAGAAGAGGUACUGCACAUACUGCACGGCUUAGGAUGGACGCUGCGGGAUUAUGUUCGCGGAUACAUACUUCAGGAUACUGCUGGCAAAGUCCUGGACCGUUGGGCCAUUAUGUCCCGGGAAGAAGAGAUCAUCACUCUACAGCAGUUUCUAAGAUUUGGAGAGACCAAAUCUAUUGUGGAGCUUAUGGCCAUUCAAGAGAAAGAAGGUCAGGCAGUGGCUGUUCCUUCCUCAAAGGUUGAUUCAGACAUAAGAACUUUUAUUGAAACCAACAACCGCACCAGGAGUCCAAGUGUUCUCACUCAGUUAGAAAACAGCAACCCUUCCAGUAUUCACCACUUUGAGAACAUGCCCAAUAGCCUUGCAUUCCUCCUUCCGUUCCAAUAUAUCAAUCCAGUCUCAGCUCCUAUGCUUGGUUUACCUCCUAAUGGGCUUAUGCUAGAACACCCUGGACUAAGGUUGCGGGAACCUAACAAUUCAAAUCAGAAUGAAUGUGAAGAGACCAGUGAGUCUGAGGUCUCCCCCAUGCCUUAUAAUAGGAGUGAACAACCGUCCAAUAGAAAUGCUUUGAGUAGCAUCACAAAUGUCGAGCCAAAAACAGAGCCAAGUAAUGCCUCCCCUUCUCAAACCUCAUCACCUGUCAAUGACAUUAUUAAAUCUGACCAUGUCAAAAGUUCCUUUAAGAUUCACAGGAUGAGGCGGAUGGGAGCAUCAUCAAGAAAAGGCAGGGUAUUUUGCAAUGCAUGUGGAAAAACCUUUUAUGAUAAGGGAACUCUAAAAAUUCACUACAAUGCUGUUCAUCUUAAGAUAAAACACAGGUGUACCAUUGAAGGCUGCAACAUGGUUUUCAGUUCUCUUAGAAGUAGAAAUCGGCAUAGUGCAAAUCCCAAUCCUCGGCUUCACAUGCCAAUGCUGAGGAACAAUAGAGAUAAAGACCUUAUCCGUGCAACAUCUGGAGCAGCUACCCCUGUUAUAUCAAGUACAAAAUCAAGCCUAUCUCUAACAAGCCCUGGCCGUCCUCCAAUGGGCUUUUCAACACCACCAUUGGACCCUCUUCUGCAAAAUUCACUUUCCAGCCAACUGGUGUUCCCUUCAUUAAAGACUGUACAACCUGUUCCUCCUUUUUACAGAAGUUUAUUAAAUUCAGGAGAUAUGGUGAGCCCCCCAACAUCACUACCUACUAGUCCAAUUUUGCCAGCACCUCUGGGGGUGGAACACCCUCUUUCUUCUCUGUCACAAGACUUACAAUCAUCUGUGAUCAACAUGUCAACACAGGAUGCAAACACAGACCUGGCUCCCAAGAAGAAGCCACGGAAAUCAAGUAUGCCUGUCAAAAUUGAAAAGGAAGUAAUUGAUACAGCUGAUGAAUUUGAUGAGGAAGAAGACAAUCUAGAUCAUUGCCCUUCCACAAAUGACAUUAGCCAAGAUAAUUCUCAAUGUGAUUUAAGUCCUGGGUUAUCCAUCAACAGUUACUCCAAAAAUGGAAGAUGUAUUCUGAGGACAGACACCAGAGCGAACAGUAUUACUUCAGAAGACCCGGAACAUGAAAGAGAUUUUGAAAAUGAAUCAGAAUCAUCUGAGCCAAAGUAUUGUGAUGAACCAAUGGAAGAUGAUCACCUUCCUCUUCACAAAGAUAGUAAUGCCAGGUCUAUGACAGACAAUGAGAAACACUUUGAGAAUCACAUUGACUGUCAUCAGCAGGCUGUUAUAAAGGUAAAAGAAGAGUUUACAGACCCCACAUAUGAUAUGUUUUACAUGAGCCACUAUGGACUUUAUAAUGGGGGUAGUGCUGGCAUGGCUGCACUUCAUGAAAGCUUAGGUUCAUCUUUGAACUAUGGAAGCCCUCAAAAAUUCUCUCCGGAGAGUGACCUCUGCUCAAGUCCUGAUCCUAAAAUAUGCUAUGUGUGCAAAAAGAGUUUCAAAAGCUCAUACAGUGUGAAGCUGCACUACAGGAACGUUCAUCUGAAAGAGAUGCAUGUCUGCACAGUAGCUGGUUGCAAUGCUGCUUUCCCUUCACGACGAAGUAGAGACAGACACAGUGCCAAUAUUAACCUCCACCGCAAACUGUUGACCAAAGAACUGGAUGAGAUGGGGCUGGACUCCUCUCAGCCCACACUACGAGAUGAGUUCUUGGCAAAGAUCUAUGGUGGUCAACAUCCCUUGGUCCUGGAUGUUAGAGAGGACACCAAUUCGCCAGUCGGUACAGAGGAUUCCCACAUCAAUGGAUAUGGCCGAAGCUUUUCAGAUGAUUACAUGGUCUUAGAUUUGAGCACGACCUCCAGUGUCCAGUCCAGCAGCAGUGUCCAUUCCUCUAGGGAGUCUGAUGUGGGCAGUGAUGAGGGUAUACUCCUGGAUGACACUGAUGGUGCCAGUGACAUUGAGGAGUCCUUUAAAAAAAAAUAUGCUUCUGCCCCUCUCAUGGGACCAGGCAAUGAUCUUUCAGAAUCUUCCUUAUACAACAGCUUUGCUGUGAGCAAUGGGGGAAUAAUGUGCAACAUCUGCCAUAAAAUGUACAGCAACAAAGGGACUCUACGAGUUCAUUAUAAGACAGUGCACUUGCGAGAAAUGCACAAAUGCAAAGUCCAAGGGUGCAACAUGAUGUUCUCCUCUGUACGCAGCCGAAAUCGGCACAGUCAAAACCCUAAUCUCCAUAAAAACAUUCCUUUCUCUUCUGUGGAAUAGCUUCUAAAUGGACACUGUAAACUCCAGAUUUCACAGACAACAUGACUGAACUGCUCCAUAUUUAUAUAUACGUACAUAUAUAAAGAAAAUGUAUAUGUAUGUUAUAUAUCUCUAUAUAUAAAUCUAGAUAUAUAUUCUUUUUAACAAAAAGAGAAAAAGAAAACUAUGAAACACUAGGUGCUUUUUAUGUUCACUUAAAGGUGAAACUGCCCUCCAGAGGACAAUUGAACAAAAAAGAAAAAAAAAUCCAAACAUGGUCACUUAUACAGAUUUUUUUUUUAAUGGAAUGAAGUACUUGGUUAUCUCCAAAGAUAGUGUCUUAAUAUCCCAGUGACUAUUGCUCGCAAGAAAAAAUAAUGAACAGUUGUUUUGUUUGAAUUCACAAGAACACACUGUUAGGUAUAUUUUGAGAACACUAAGCAUGGCAGAUUCACCUGUAUAUAUGGAGUCCGCUUGGGCAGACAGUAUUGUAUUGAUGGUUGUGUACUCUUGGUUUCUUGUUGCAGUUACACAAAGCUGUUUGCAGGAAGAAGGGUUGCUGUCUCGGUCUGUUACUUUAUUUUAGCUUUAAUGCACAUUUUUGCAACACAGACACCAAAACACAACCGGUUUGUAACUACCUGCUAGAUGUAGUAUUAUCCUGGUGUUGCAUGCUUACAGCACUAUCAGACCAUUGAGGUUUUUUUUUGUUUUGUUUUUUAGCAUUUUGUACUAUUUGUAUAAAAGCAGCCAUGCACUUUUCCCCCAUUCAAGCACUACAGUGUGUGCAAUGAUAUCCUUAUUUUAACUCUUCAGUGCUGAAAUCAGCAUCCUUGUGGCAAAAUUAUACAGUCUCCUGUACUGAAGGAGCUAAAGUAAUGUUGUUAUCUUUAGAUGUUUUGGCCUGAUCUGGUCAUAUAAAUGGCAUACUUGCCAAAUAAAACAAGUAUUAAUGGAGUUUUGCAAAAUGUUUUAUGGUAGAACUGCCAAUUUUGCACAUAUCACUUAUAUGCAGAAAACAUUCUGAUGAGGUAUAAGCCAUAUUUCAUGGUCCUCUAGCAAAUAAAAGCUAAACUAUAAUAUAACAGAAAAAAAGUUGAAUAUUUAAACAGUGUUCAGAGCCAAUACCACACUCCAGCGAUGCCUGACUAUUAAACAGGGUGAUAAGAUAUUUAAGAUGUAUGAUGACAAUUCCCUUACCCCUAUCAUAUUAUGGAACAACCAACACGUCUGUUCCUUAAAUCUGCAUAAUUAUUGCACAUGUAACCGGAGGGACCACAAUAUGUUUUUAGUGUUAUUUCCUAAUUUACAGUGAACGAAAUGACAACAGGGUGGCUUUCUCAGUGAAUUUCACUUAAAUUCUAAGUGUUUGUCCCAACACUUGAUAUGAAGUCUUAGUUUUUCUAUUUGUCAGUAUUAUAGGGAAUUAUAUCUCUAUGGAAGUUUAAUUCAAGACACAAGAAGGUUUAUUUAUGAUUAUUUCCUAAAUAAUGUUUGUUUAGUAAAGCAGGGCAAAGGUCAAUCAAUUUGUUGCAACAUACAGUUUCAUACUGUAGGUCUUGUAUUUAUUAAAUAGUUAUAAAAAAAAUGAUUUUGUUUGCACAUCCUAAGUAUCAGAGCCCUUUAAGGGCUUUUAGGACAUUCUACCCUUCCACCCUGAAUUGUUAGGGCAAAAGUAACAAUAAACUAACUGAUAGGUUCCCUCUCUGAAAUACUGAAUUUUACUGACAACCACAUCAAAACAAUUAGAUAAACCUAUUGCCAACCUUACUAAAAAAAAAUAUUUAUUUUCUCUAGGUCUAGGUGAGGCUCCUAAAUGUGUGAUCCUUUAGCAUAAUUAUAUGAUACAAUUCAAUAAUACUUUAUUUUUAAAUGCAAAAUUCAAUUUUAGUUCAUGUUUGUUUAGCAACAAAAAAAAUAUGUUAAAAGAAAAGUAUUUCUUUUAAACGAUUUAGCAAAUGCAAGAUGCACUUCCCUUUAAAGUCAAUGCAUAUGUCAGAGGCCAUUCUGCAGUAAAGAGUUUUAAUAUUACAUCUCAAAUUUACAAGCCCAGACCUGUGUAAUAAAAACAUCCAGGUGGCUCCACAAACCUCCCCUGAUAGGAGACUCCGCCAAAAUGAAUCCCUUUAUGUCCAUAUAGCUAGAAACAGGCAAAAGCAGUAGUAUUUGUGUGUCAUUGGCUUUAUCUUGGGAAUUCUUACACAUAGACUGGGGAUCAACUUACAAUCUUCUUAGUAUCUGGGUGGUCAGCAAGGCCAUGUUACCUCAUUAUUGUAAAAACAUAAAAAAAAAAAAAAAACUCCUCAUCAAGAGACCAACAGCUGAAGCACUUAUAGUACAAUAACCUGGAAGCAUGUGCUUGACCUCAGAUGGACUACAUUCCUAUGGUAAAGGAAAAUUAAGAUGAUUAAAAAACACAGAUAAUAUUGCUAAUUUAUUUGAACAUUUUGCUGAGAACAGUGUAUAGAGACUUAGAAAAGCGCAAGGCACUUUUUUUCUCUAUGAAACCUUCACAUGUUUUCUGUGUUUACGCAUUUUGCCUGAGCUGGAGAAUAACAUGGACAGCUUAUGUAGCUAAAAAAAUUACUAGUGAAAGAAUAUUAACCUGACCAAGAUAUUCUGCCAAAAUAUUACAUUUCUAUGUGUAUUGAAUCCUCCUGCUACUUUUUUUCCAGUUAAUACCUCUUUCAACAAUAUCAACUCCCUGAGAUUAUAAUUCAUUGCCGUAGCAUCCUGUAUGUAAAGUCAAUAUAAUUUUUCUUUAAGUUACAGCAUCAGUUUGUUACGAUUAUUCAUGCUUAUGUUAUAUUUACAGCAAAUAUCUCAUGUUUGCCAAAGGAACUCAUAUACAACUUUUUAAGUUUACCUAAUGUACAUAGCACUCAUUGUGGAUUUCAAGCAUACACAUGUUCUAGCAAACAAGACAGUAUUUACAGUUACACUGAUUGCUGAAAAUUUUAUUCUCAAAGAACUGUAAAAAAAAAAAAAAAAAUGCCCACAGGAAUAACCAGUUAUGUUUUUUUUCUGGGUCCACAGUGGUAAAGACUGAAAAUUCUUGUUAAAACAGUAAAAAGACUUUUUUUUUAUUUAAACUUGCAUUUGUCCAACACUAAUGUUUACUGAGAAAAGCUGAGGAAUUUUUUGAUGACCAUUUUUUGGGAAAUGUCACUGAGUUUUAAGUACUACUCUCGGUUAAAUUGAAUAGUAUUCAGCUUAGUUUUUAUACUGUUCAUGUAUACUGUAUGUGUUUGUUAAACUGCAACCGGACUAAGUAAAGUGUACUCUUCUUAUUCAG
Messenger RNA from Rana temporaria (common frog), 7673 nucleotides. It is a transcript of the gene BNC2, whose product is annotated as basonuclin 2. Gene Ontology annotation, biological process: regulation of DNA-templated transcription. The transcript is spliced from 8 exons. The coding region runs from base 1031 to 4399 and encodes 1122 amino acids. NCBI's taxonomy places the organism in Eukaryota, Metazoa, Chordata, Amphibia, Anura, Ranidae. The record is from RefSeq and is a predicted model, not a curated record. Gene Ontology annotation, cellular component: nucleus.